Mollisia scopiformis is the source of this 819-nucleotide messenger RNA. Its product is annotated as dienelactone hydrolase family protein. The coding region runs from base 1 to 819 and encodes 272 amino acids. The transcript has 6 exons. Lineage: Eukaryota; Fungi; Ascomycota; Leotiomycetes; Helotiales; Mollisiaceae. The record is from RefSeq and is a predicted model, not a curated record. Gene Ontology annotation, molecular function: hydrolase activity.
AUGCUGAUCAAGGAGACCCAUCAGGAUAUUGCGACGAAAGCAGAUGGAAAGCACGGUUCUAUGAGGAUUUUCCUCUUCCACCCUGCAAUUCCAAACUAUCCUAAUGCUCGUUUCCCGGGUGUUGUUCUGUUCAGCGAGAUCUAUCAAGUGACGGGACCUGUUGCUAGAUUUGCUCGACAAAUUGCAGGGCAAGGAUAUAUUGUCGCGGCACCUUCAUCAUAUCAUGAGUUCACAGGCCCAGAACCUCUUGCAUACGACGGUCCAGGUACAGAUGCUGGCAACGAGUGGAAAAUCACCAAGACUUUAGCAAGCUAUGACGAAGACUCCACACUCUCGAUCGAUGCUCUGCUGGCUCUGAAGACCUGCAAUGGCCGAAUCGGCGCCACUGGCAUGUGUCUUGGCGGUCACCUUGCCUUCCGCUGCGCACUUGAUCCUCGAGUUUCUGCUGCCGUAACAUAUUUCGCCACAGAUCUUCACAGUGCGACUCUUGGUCAGGGUAAGAAAGACGAUAGUCUGGCUCGUUGUGGAGAGAUCAAAGCUGAACUGGCUAUGAUCCACGGCACCUUGGAUAACCAUGUUCCACCCGAGGGGAGAGACUUGAUAAGGAAGACAUUAAGGGACAAAGGACUUGUAUUCAGUUGGUAUGAACCUGCUUGGGCACAACAUGCGUUUAUCCGGGACGAGCUUUCGAAAGGUCGCUACGACCCUGCCAUUUCGAAGAUCUGCUUUGAGAUUCUUCUUGAGCUCUUUGGCAGAACACUGAAGUUAGAUCUUGGACCUCACGAUAGGACGACGCAACAAAUUGAAGAUAUUUGUUGA